Messenger RNA from Lacerta agilis (Sand lizard), 1342 nucleotides. RefSeq names its product selenoprotein F (gene SELENOF). Gene Ontology annotation, molecular function: oxidoreductase activity. The record is from RefSeq and is a predicted model, not a curated record. NCBI's taxonomy places the organism in Eukaryota, Metazoa, Chordata, Lepidosauria, Squamata, Lacertidae. Gene Ontology annotation, cellular component: endoplasmic reticulum lumen. The transcript has 5 exons.
AAGGCAUUUCCGUUUGUGCUGUCGUCGGUUGGGGCGCCAACAUGGCGGUGGGGAAAGGAGCAAUGGGGUUCGGGCGCUGCUGGGUGUGGCUGCUGGCGGCGUGGCAGGCGGCAUCAGGAUAUGGAGCAGAAUUAUCAUCAGAGGCCUGCAGAGAGCUGGGCUUCUCCAGUAACUUGCUGUGCAGUUCUUGUGACCUUCUUAGCCAGUUUGGCUUAAAUCAGCUAGAGGAAUUCUGCAGAAAGUGCUGCCAAGAAGAAGCCCAGUCUGAAACCAGAAAGCUCUAUGCAGGGGCAAUUCUUGAAGUGUGUGGAUGAAAAUUGGGGAGGUUCCCUCAAGUCCAGGCUUUUGUCAGGAGUGACAAGCCCAAACUGUUCAGGGGACUGCAGAUCAAGUACGUACGUGGUUCUGAUCCUGUACUGAAGCUCUUGGAUGACGGUGGGAACAUUGCCGAAGAACUGAGUAUUCUCAAAUGGAAUACAGACAGCGUAGAAGAAUUCUUAAAUGAAAAGCUAGAGCGCCUCUAAAACAAAACAAAAAAAAUCUUGAUUAUUAUGUUUUGUGUUUUUUAAAGUUUUUAUUUCUCACAUCAUUUUCCAUCAUGGUAAUCUUCUCAGACAAAGUGUGAUAAACCCCGGAAAUCAUUCCAGCUUCUGCAUUAAUUUCAGAGCCAUCCCAUACUGUGUGGUGCUCAACAUCUUUUAAUUAGGAGCUGAAAGCUUCAAGCACAGCACAUUUGACAAAUUGGCAGGCUGAACAAAUGGCCUUUCCUGGUACAUUUCAGCUCAUCUUAGUGGAUGGAUAUCAUUAAUGAAAUGCUUUGAGACAAAUGUAAUGCAAAUACUGAAAUUUGUAAUAAUUGGGCCAUUUAUUUUUACAGGCAAAGCCUUAUUUGUCAGCUCCCAAUAAUUGAGAUGAUUACUCUGCUUUUUUAUUUUUUUAAUACGCUGCCACUCUUUGUACAGCCAUGGGAAGUUGGAGCCAAAUAAUAUGUUCUCUGCCUCCCAAAGAGACAUUGGUUAGCAUCUUUGCAUUUUGUAUUUCCCAGCUGUCCUUUUUAUAGAACCGUUAUUUGCAAUACUCGUAAUGAAUGCCUGCUCUGGAAGAAGAAGAAAAAAAUCAUUUGUAGUCUUGUUCUGAUGGUGGAACUCGUGAUCUGCAGUGACUGAAGAAUGCUAGGGGAAUGCACUUUAAUGAUGACUACAUCUAAAACCUUUAACAAAAGGCUUGUGUAGGUCUGAGGUCAGGUGCACUUUCUUGGCACAGUUUAACCUUCAUUCAACAGACAUGAGUUCCCUGGAGGGGAAAAAGUUGGAGAGGGCAAUAAAAUCUGUAUCACAAAAUC